GUCGGUUCACUCGCUUCAAGCAUGGUCACAUCCCUACACAGGCACCCCUCGAGGUUGGGUGGCCGGUGGCUGCUGGGUCUCCUGGCACAUCUGCUGCUCUGGGGCUCUCCAGGGGCCUGGGCAAGCUACCUGAGGAGAUCCUCCAGCUGCAUGCCCAUCCCGCACCGCAUGGCCUUGUGCUACGAUAUCGGCUACUCCGAGAUGAGGAUUCCCAACCUGCUGGAGCAUGAGACCAUGACAGAAGUCAUCCAGCAGUCUUCCAGCUGGCUGCCCUUGCUGGCCAGGGAGUGCCACCCAGAUGCUAGGAUUUUCCUCUGCUCUCUCUUUGCACCAAUCUGCUUGGACAGGCUCAUCUACCCCUGCCGCAGCCUCUGCGAAGCCGUCAAAAGGAGCUGUGCACCCGUCAUGGCUUGUUACGGCUACCCCUGGCCCGAAAUCCUGAACUGCAACAAGUUCCCUGCAGAUCAUGAACUGUGCAUUGCAGCAGUCUCCAUGGAUGAAAAUUCCUCAAGUAGGAGAACAGUGCCYCGAGCCAGUUGCAAGGACUGCGAGCUUGAGGAGGCCAGCACUACCAGGGAAAUCCUGGAAAGCCUCUGUGCCAAUGAUUUUGCAGUGAAAAUCCGAAUCCUGAGGAAGAACACGACCACCACCAUCUCGGAUUUYGACCUGGACCCUUCCAAAGUGGAGGUGUUGAAGCAUGGUCCACUCCUCAGAACUGAAAUCCCUGGCAGGCUCCAGCAGUGGCUGGACAUAGAUGCCACCUGCGCCCACAACAUCAUGCGAGGCACUCACGCAGGGGUCUUUGUUGUAAGUGGUGAAGUACAGAGUGACAAAGUGGUGGUGAACAAGGCCUAUGCCUGGCAGAAGAGGAACAGGAAUCUGCACCAGGCAGUGCGGAGGUGGAAACAUCAUCGCUGCCCUGAACAGGCAGGACGGAAGGUUUGAAAAAUCUCAAUUCCAGCAAUACGAAACUGCUCCCUUCCCUAUGGCUAGAAAACUCCUUUCCCUGGCAGGUGGUGUUUUGGAGAUGUACAGUCAUAUUUCUAGGUGAUUUGAAGCAGUCAUAGUGCACAGAUAGGGCUUCACUACAGAUCCCUGUUUUACCAAGACAGAGCUUAAGGAUGCAGGUUUAACAUGUUCCUCUCACAAGGCUCUGUAGAUCCAAAAUGCACAAUGUUCAGCUUUGCGUAGGAUCCAACAUCACAACAAAACUGAACUAUGCAGGUGAAGGCAAACUAGAGGAAACCUUUAAUAGCAGUUCCUUCUAGUUCUCAUAUCAGAGCUGGUAUUUCAGAUUUUUAUUUGACCCCUGACAUUGAUGCUGUCCAAAUGCUGGCUUGCUUUCUGUCCAGAGACUACAUGAAAGUCUCCCCGACUGCUAAGUGAUACUUUUUAUUUAAUGGAGCAAAUACGUUACUCCUGAACAGUCUGAGGUSAAUUAAGGGGGAGAAGAACCCACCCCAGCAAURCCCAGCCUCUAAAAAACUGCAUGCUGAACUCAGCUAUUAAGUCAGGCUGUCCCUUCAGCUUCCUGCACUUUCACACAUGUGAAAGGAAACAGCCAUUCUCAAGUAGGAAAGGCACAGAGCAGAUAGCUCAGGGYUUCUGCAUAACACGGAAAAACAUUUUUCAGCAUCAGAAAUUCAGUGUUGAUCAGAAGAUUCUGGGGAUAUCACAAGAACCUUGAGAAAAAGCAGAGCAUGAGUGAGAYAUCAGCUGUUCAAAGCUCUGCUUUGGUGUGAACAGCAGCUUUGCUUGGGACUGGGAGGUGUCCCAGCCCCAGCACUGCAGGAUAUUGCAGUUCUGAUAUGAGAGAAGGGGAGAAACCUUCCACAGCUGCCUGGCCUUCUACCUGUACAUAAAGAAGAUAGAAAAUAUGGGAAAAUUCAGUCCCACCAAGUUCUCUGCAGCUCACUCUCUCACCCAAACAGGACUGUCACUCCCUGGAUAUACACUGUGCUGGRUAUUCACUGUGCUCCAGAUCACAGAGUAGAAAACAGCAAAUCCCCAAAGGAGAAAACGAGUUGGAUUUCUACCACCUAACAAAGCRCUGUCCAUGGAAAAUUUUCUAUAUUAGCUUGAACCUGGGGCUGAAAUUUAAAAACAAAAAAAACAAAAAAACAAAAAAACAAAGAGGAAAAACCAGCCUUUGGAAGGAAUACUUUCUGUCUUGUUGGUGAAGCCUGCAGUGCUGGCUGUGCAGACACCAAGGUCUGCUGGAGACACAUYGGUCUGCUGGAGAUACAUUGCCUCCCUGUGCUCGAAAAGCAAACCAACAACCCAUGCUGUGGGCUCCUCCUCACUCUGGUGUGGGCUGAAAUGAGUGCUCAGACACACACACUGUAAUUCAGCUGUGCCCUGACAUUUGUGCAGUGAUUACUUCUCUUCCCCGAGGCUCAGAAGAAAAACACAGUGAAAUUUCCUAUUUUUAUUCCUCCCCACUGUCUCAUCUUAGAAACUGCUGCCCAAUCCACAGAAUCUGCUGUCAGGUGGUCCCUGUAAUGGCAGUAUCUUCUGAUCAGACUGCAUUUGGAAAACGCAACAGAACACAUAAAAGCUMUGAAGGUUGAAAAGGCUUUGUCUGAUUUGUUUUCCAUUAGUAGGGCUAUUUGAUUACUAGUGUUUCCCAACUGAAAACUGCACAGAUGGUCUGACUUACAAGCUUUAGAAAUGAUGCCUUAUAGCCAGAGGGGGGGAAAAAUAGGGCAGGGAUUUUUUCAUAGCUCCAUAAAAUACGCUUGGGUUCCAUGCAGAUGUGACUUACCCACAUUUUAAAAAACAAACCUAAAGUUCCCCUACGGCUCCCACCCCAUGCUCCGAAGCCCAGGGAACACAUKAAAUCAUUCAUGAGUGUCUGCUGCUGUGGUCCCACUGCAGCCUGCUCUACUCAAAGCAAAGAUG
Messenger RNA from Malurus melanocephalus (red-backed fairy wren), 2901 nucleotides. RefSeq names its product secreted frizzled-related protein 5-like. The coding region runs from base 22 to 945 and encodes 307 amino acids. Gene Ontology annotation, biological process: non-canonical Wnt signaling pathway; negative regulation of canonical Wnt signaling pathway; canonical Wnt signaling pathway. The record is from RefSeq and is a predicted model, not a curated record. Gene Ontology annotation, molecular function: Wnt-protein binding. The transcript has 4 exons. Lineage: Eukaryota; Metazoa; Chordata; Aves; Passeriformes; Maluridae.